AUGAUAAAAAAGCUAAGAGAUCCAAAAUAUCUUUGUGUUAUGAAGGAAGAAAGUUGGGAAGAAAUGCUUGCCGAAUUAACUGAAAAAUUGGAAGAAAACGAGGAUGUGGAAGAAGUAACGAAUGUGAUUCUUACAAGUAUUGAUAAAUGGGGAAAAGGAAUUCAUCAGGUUAACAAGAAGCUCGUUUCGAAGGAUAAAGAGGAGAUUAAAAAGCCUGUUGCUAAUGAUAAUGUUGAGGCUAAUAAAACAAAAGAAGGUAAAAAAUUGGAGCCAAUUUUCACUGCAAAUCCAGCUGAAUUGAAAGGAGAGAUUAUUAAUGUUAGACUAAAUAAAGCUGAAUUAUCUGGUAUUUUUUAUAAUGGUAUGGAUGGGACUCGUGCACGUGAUGAAUUUAUUCAGGUCGAAAAUGUUGUUCCUGAUUUCAAGGAUUUUCUGCCCGGAUUUCCUACCCGGAGAUAUUCAUUCGGAGGUAUUGUUCCUCAUAUCAGUGGUUUUAUACCUGGAGAUAUCAUUGUUUAUGUUAAUCGAGAGUGUAUGCUCGGCGCAACUUUGAAAAAUUAUCUUAAACGUGUGAAUUCUUUUUCUGAUAGUGCUAUUAUCAAUUUUCAACUGUGUCGUGGUUACGCAAUGCAAAAGAAAAAAAUUCAACUAAUUCGUGGUAAGGAUUAUAGCGGUUAUUUUUCAUUCAUCACUGGUGGUAGUCCAGCAUGGUGUUAUUUGUUAUUUGAUGAAGAUAAGAAAGAAGUUCUGCUCGAAAAAGUCAAGCCAGGCACAAUGGAUAUCAAAGAAUUCAAAGAAUAUGGCGAAGUUUUAUAUUCAGGAUUGGGCAAAGAUCCUCCACAAGACAUUAUUGACAAAUUGAUUGAGGAAUAUGGGAUUAAACAUGUAUAUACCCUUUCGCAAACCAUAGAAAACUUGUUUGAUCCAAUUAUAUCAAUUACUUUACAGAAAAUAAGAGUUGUUUUUUCAGAAACAUUGAAGAAUUUUGGCAUGUCUGGCAAUGCGUCAGUGACUAUCGGUCAGUAAAGUAUAUGCGAAGAUUGUGUGACACAAAGGGUAAUUUGGAGGGAUUAAGGAGCAUAUUUAAGUUUUGUGGGGAUUGAGCUGAUUUUGAGGAGAUAUCGAAGGAUUAAGGUGGAUAUGUAUCAGUUGAUUUUGUUGGAUUAAGGGUGUUAUAAGGCGUAUCAGAGAUUAGAGUGAUAUCAUAGCGUAUAUAUGGUACGAUUACAUUCACACGAUUAAAAGUAAGAGUGAUUAUAAGGUAUAUAGAGAAUUUGAACGUAUACAAGGAAUUUGGAUAGGGAUAGGGUCUCAUGGACUUGAACCUCAUACAUAGGGUUUGGACCUGGGGGUGCGCAAAAGAGAUAAUUUGAAAAAUGCAAUCUUUAUCCUCUAAUAUAACUCUUAAGCCCCACAAAUCCUCCGUUAUCUUCUUAAUUCUUACAUAUCCUUUACAUCUUUACAGUGGAAUAUUCGAAAAUUUAGUCCUCCCAGAUCUCAAUAUAUCUGACAAUGCUCUUAAUCCCACAAAUCCUCAAUAUC
Molecule: messenger RNA, 1542 nt
Organism: Meloidogyne enterolobii
Lineage: Eukaryota; Metazoa; Nematoda; Chromadorea; Rhabditida; Meloidogynidae
Source: the annotation of a GenBank genome assembly